Molecule: messenger RNA, 432 nt
Organism: Rosa chinensis
Lineage: Eukaryota; Viridiplantae; Streptophyta; Magnoliopsida; Rosales; Rosaceae
Product: peroxiredoxin-2E-1, chloroplastic
Exons: 1
Coding region: 1-432 (143 amino acids)
Biological process (GO): hydrogen peroxide catabolic process; cell redox homeostasis; cellular response to oxidative stress
Cellular component (GO): cytoplasm
Molecular function (GO): thioredoxin peroxidase activity
Source: RefSeq, a predicted model, not a curated record
AUGCAUCCCUCUCGUACCUCAACCGAAACGACGUCGUUAAAUCCGUCACUCUCUCCAGCCUCUGCAAGGGAAAGAGAGUCGUUUUUGGUGGGCGUAACGGCGCCGUUCUCGCCGGGUUGCACUCGGUUCGUCAAACGACUUAAAUCGGCGAGGGAGAAAACUGCGGAGGUGAUCGCCUGCUUCGCGGUCAGCGACGUUUUCGUGAUGCGCGCCUGGGGAGAGAUCCUGGCCGUUGGUGAGAGAGUGAUGAUGUUGUGCGACGGUCUAGGAGAGCUGACCAGGGCACUUGGCGUCUCUCUCAACGGAGCCGUUAAAGCUUGUCUCGGCUUAGGUGUGCGGUCCAGGAGGUUUUGCCUGGCUUCUUUCAACGGGGUGAUCACAAACGUUGACUUUGACGAAGAAUCUGAUUUCUUCCCAGUAAUUGUUCAUUGA